AUGCCAUUUAUCCAACCCUUAGAUAUGGGUAUUAUCGAAAACCUCAAGGUGAGAUACAGAAUGAAACUAGUUCAUUUUAUUCUAGAAAAGAUUGAGGAAAACCUGUUUGAUCCAUUUGCAACUGCUAAUCAAAUAAGUGGCAAAAUAAACGUAUUGCAAGCGAUACAGUUUGUAUCCGAGAGUUGGCGAGAAGUUAGCUGCUCAACUAUUAUGAAUUGUUUCGCUCAUUGUGGAUUUUCUAAUUUUAUUGGUCCUCAACCUGAGUUGGAUGAACAAUUUUUGUUUGUUUAA
Messenger RNA from Macrosiphum euphorbiae (potato aphid), 291 nucleotides. NCBI's taxonomy places the organism in Eukaryota, Metazoa, Arthropoda, Insecta, Hemiptera, Aphididae. The record is from the annotation of a GenBank genome assembly.